This is a messenger RNA of Entrophospora candida, 259 nucleotides long. The record is from the annotation of a GenBank genome assembly. NCBI's taxonomy places the organism in Eukaryota, Fungi, Glomeromycota, Glomeromycetes, Entrophosporales, Entrophosporaceae.
UACCUAUGCAAAAAGACCAAAAUCUGAGAAAAAAAAAAAUGAAAAAAAUAAAGAAAAUAUUUCCAAAAAUAAGGAAGUAGAAUUACUCUCACCUUCUUCAACAAAUGGUUCAUUAGAUAUCAUUAACACCAUUGAUAAAUUAUCUCCUGAACUUCCAGAAUACUUAAAGAAUGAAAAUAGAUUAGCAUUCUAUAAUAUGCUUAUUCGACAAUACAUUCCCUUACAUGAAGAAGAUCAUGGAAAUAUUUUCAAAUCAUGA